AGUCACACCGUGGCUGGUGUGACAGUUGUCUACCCCGGAGCUUUCCUAAACAACUCGGACAUGGAUCGUUACACCUUUGUUUUCCGGGACCAAGGCAUCCCAAGUGCCGGCGAGGCGCCCUACUCGCUCUCGGCCAGCAACGAGCUGAUCCUCACGGGGUGUGAUGUGCAGGUGGUGAUGCUUGGGCACCGCAGCGACAACAACCAGGACAUACUUGGCAGAUGCAUCUCCUUAUGCACCGUCGACUUCGGUGAAGAGCCCGAAGUCAGCAACAUCACCCGCCGAGGGCGGCGCCGGAGCACCAACGGCAAGUAUUGCCACUGCACGGGCUGCUGCCAGACACACAUCUCCCAGGACUCAACAGGCGGCAUGCCCAAGCAAUUGAGCAUGCGUCCCCUCGUGGAGAAGAGCUGGUUCGCCGAGUCAUCGCAGCCCGCGCUGGCGUUUGUCGCCACGGAGGGGUGGUUCGAUAACCUGGGUUUCUCCGGCAAGCUGGACCCCGUCCAUAAGCAGCCACCGGCCAUUGAGGUGCAGGAGGUGCCCAUCAUUCUACAGUGGGAGGUCAUGUCCGAUAAACCCAACUGUAAUACAUCCGGCAAUAUCUGCAAGAAGCACAGCCGCUGCAAGGAAGGGGACAGAGGCUAUACAUGCCACUGCAAAGAUGGCUAUGACGGCAAUCCCUACACCAACGACGACCAAGGAAGCAAAGGCGUUGUAGUGGGCCUUGCCACUGCAGUGGGCCUCAUUAUUUGUGUUCUCCUUGGACACUUUGCCACCAAAAAAGUUAAACAUAGAAGGGCACUCAUGUUGAAACGGAAGUUCUUUGAGCAAAAUCGUGGGCAACUGCUACAACAAUUGGUAUCACAGAGAGCUGAUAUUGCUGAAAGAAUGAUUAUACCCUUAGAAGAGCUAGAGAAGGCAACAAACAAUUUUGAUAAAGCCCGUGAGCUUGGUGGUGGAGGGCAUGGUAUAGUCUAUAAAGGUAUUUUGUUAGACCUCCAUGUCGUAGCCAUCAAAAAACCAAACAAGGUUCUGCAGAGGGAGAUUGAUGAGUUUAUUAAUGAGGUUGCUAUCCUAUCACAAAUCAACCAUAGAAAUGUGGUAAAGCUCUAUGGUUGUUGCCUUGAAACAGAAGUACCAAUGUUAGUCUAUGAAUUCAUAUCCAACGGAACCCUUUAUGAUCAUCUUCACAUCGAUGGACCAAGAUCGUUGUCAUGGGAACAUAGGCUACGGAUCGCAAUUGAAACCGCCAAAUCUCUAGCUUAUCUUCACUCAACAGCUUUAGUACCCAUCAUUCAUAGGGAUGUGAAGUCAGUUAACGUGCUUUUGGAUGACACUCUAACAGCAAAGGUAGCAGACUUUGGAGCUUCAAGAUACAUUUCGGUUGAGAAAUCAGGGUUAACAACAGUGGUUCAAGGUACAAUAGGAUAUUUAGAUCCUAUGUAUUUCUACACGGGGCGGCUAACAGAGAAAAGUGAUGUCUACAACUAUGGUGUCAUGCUCGUAGAACUGCUGACUAGGAAGAAACCAUCUUCAUACUUGUCUUCCGAUGGGGAGGGCCUAGUUGCACAUUUUGUCACCUUGUUUGAAGAGGGAAAUUUGUCAGAUAUUUUAGAUCCACAAGUUACAGACGAGGGGGGCAAAGAAGUUGGAGAAGCCAUUGCACUUGCAAUAGCAUGCAUAAAACUAAGAGGAGAAGACCGUCCGGAUAUGAGGCAAGUGGAGUUGACGUUGGAAGGCCUUCGACCAAUAGUGGAGCACAGUUUGGCUGACGAAGCUGAGAUAGAUAGUAUUGUGACAAAUUCUCCUCUGGCCAUAGAUGGAAGAAGCAACGAGGGAUCGUCCAGAUAAUACAGUAUGGAGAGCUGACCAUACCUUCUAGGUAUCCUCAAUAGCAUUGCUUAAUCACAUGCAAGUUUGCCGUAGUUGCACUCACCAUGGGCAUUCACGGCAUUUGAUCUUUUGUUUCUUGUGUUGAUGUAGUUAGAAUGCCAU
Messenger RNA from Triticum urartu, 1995 nucleotides. The record is from RefSeq and is a predicted model, not a curated record. Lineage: Eukaryota; Viridiplantae; Streptophyta; Magnoliopsida; Poales; Poaceae.